CUCACGGGGCGCUUGGUCCUGCGAAACACCUUCAUCGAGCUGGAGGACGAAGACGUGACAGCGGACUUCCCGUUUGGGCGAGCACGCGCUUGCAGCGACAGUUGCCUCUUCGAUGCCACCACGCCCAAGGCACCAGAUGAUGAGGCUUCGCGCGCGGACCUCAACGUCUCAAUCGAGUUGACAGGGGCCAGUUGUCUGAACACUCCGAGAUCGGAUGAGCCAGACAGCCCGGGUACCAAAGGAGUUCCCGCGCUUCCCUUUACGAACACGCCUUUGCCUCUACCUGAACUUCAGGUUCCCAGGCAGACCGGCCAGCAGACAGUGUCCAAAGACGACUUAGACCGCUUGUCACAGGAGGUGUCCCAGCUGAUGAGCCAAAACAACCUUCUGCGCCAUCAGAUCGUGACGGGCAAGGAACCGGAGGUCAACAACAUGCAGGAGGUGGGAGCUGUACCAUGGAUGGCGUACGUCCCAGUGGCGGGCAUAACGGGCUAUGUCCAGGAGCCUUUGUCCCCGGGUCGGAGCGAAGUGGCGCACGGCUCCGCGGAGUGGACGGAGAAUUCCACCGCUGCGGACUGCGGCACAUCGGUGAUGCUUCGGAACUUACCGAACAACUACACACGCUCGAAACUCUUGGAGAUGUUGGACUCCGAGGGCUUUGCCGGGAAGUACAAUUUCGUGUACUUGCCAAUUGACUUCCACACGCAGGCCAGCCUGGGCUAUGCUUUUGUGAACCUGGUGGAAAGUUCCCAUGUCUACCAGAUCCAGGAGAAGCUCACAGGCUUCAAGAAGUGGAAGGUGCCCAGCAAGAAAGUUUGCGAGGUGCGCCUUUGCGGGCCCUGGCCAGACCUUGAAGCUCAUGUGGAAAGAUACCGAAACAGCUCUGUCAUGCAUCCCAGUGUUCCGGAAGAGUUCAAGCCCGCUCUCUUUGAGAAUGGCAAACAGGUACCUUUCCCAAAGCCCUCCAAGGUGCCAAAGCCCCCGCAGAUUCGAAAGCUGCCUGCGGGCCCGCUUGCAGAAGAAAAGCAGAAGGACACAAAUGUGCUCACCCCGGGAUUGGUCCAGCGCAACUUCUGA
Messenger RNA from Symbiodinium pilosum, 1077 nucleotides. Lineage: Eukaryota; Dinophyceae; Suessiales; Symbiodiniaceae. The record is from the annotation of a GenBank genome assembly.